Messenger RNA from Drosophila rhopaloa, 1843 nucleotides. RefSeq names its product kinesin-like protein KIN-14E. Gene Ontology annotation, biological process: signal transduction. The coding region runs from base 35 to 1843 and encodes 602 amino acids. The record is from RefSeq and is a predicted model, not a curated record. Gene Ontology annotation, cellular component: cytoskeleton. NCBI's taxonomy places the organism in Eukaryota, Metazoa, Arthropoda, Insecta, Diptera, Drosophilidae. The transcript has 5 exons.
UUACAGAUAUUUUGUUUCGUUUAUAAAAAAUAGUAUGAAACAUUUAGAUGGUAAACUAAAGCAAUACUCACAGUGGUGCUUUGAUAACUGCAAAAGUACUAAAGUUUCAACACGGACAUAUCCUCCAUCUAGUGUCGAAGUUGCGGCUAUGCGACGUCUUGGAACAAUAGUAUGCAGGUUUUUUUUCUUGGAUGCACGCACAAAAGCUAUUGAUGUUCAUCCAACUGACACUGCAGGUGACGCUGUGCAGAAGCUCGCAGAAAAACUAAACUUAACUUCAACUGACGGUUGGGCCAUCUAUCAAUCUCGACCAGACGGUGAAGAGCACAUAAAAAGUUUUGAUUACUUGUAUGAUAUAAUAUCGGCAUGGGAACUAAAACAAGCUUUCGGAACUACGAUGAAAAAGCUUGCAAAUAGCUCUCAAUCAGGAGAAAAUCGUUUUGUUUUUAAAAAGAGACUUUUUAAAUCGACUCAAGAACUAUCACAAGAUCCUGUCGAAAUUAGCAUGUUAUAUUCACAAGCAGUUUACAGCGUUGUUAAGAAAGACGAAUUUCCCGUCAGUGAAAAGGUGGCUCUACAACUAGCAGGACUUCAAGCUCAAGUAGCGUUGGGAGAUCCAUCCAAUCAGCCAAAACCAGAAUAUUAUUCAGAUAUAAACAGCUUUUUACCGAGUAGAAUAUCAAAAACAAGGGAACAACAGUUUUGGAUACCAAUUUUAGCGCAAGCCCAUAGGCAGUACGGAUCCUCAAGAAAUGAGUUAACAGCCAAAGUUUUGUACCUAAGCUGCGUAAUGCAAUAUCCCCUUUAUGGCACAACAAUGUUUAAUGUCAAUUACAAAGGGUAUUGGAAUUUUGUAAACAGUAUAGUACUUGGAAUACAUUGUGAUGGAAUUAUGUUUAUUCAUCCUGAAGAUAAAUCAGUCAUCUAUCAAUUUAAAUAUGAAGAUAUUGAAUCAAUUAUAUUGGAUCCUAGUGACACUUUUAUAACUAUAUCAGUUAAUCGUAGCACACAACCAUUAUACAAAAAUUGUCGAGAAGGAAACUUUCCCAUAGAGUCACAGAAAUGUUUUGUUUUUGAAACCUUGCAAAAAAAUGACAUAGGAUCUUUGAUAAUUUCGUAUUAUCCUUCUUUAUCAAAUUGGAUCUUAAACAUAGUGGAGUGCUCAAAAAAAAUGAAAGGUACUACAAACGAAGACAGGUUGAGGUUGUAUCAAAAUGUUGUUGUUUGUAGACGACAAUUAGUGGACUUGAAUAUAGUUAAAAAACCCCAAGAGAUAGGAGGCUUUUUAAGAAACACUCUUAGACGUCUGUCGAAGCAUCGAUUAGAAAAAUUAAGAUCUGAACAAGGGUCUACGGUGCAUGAUCAUGGAGAAACAUACAAAGGGUUUUCACAUUCAUUUUGGGCAUUUAGUAAACAACAAAUUCCAUUUUGUCUAAGUACCAUUUUUGACCAAGAGGAAUCCACAAUGGUGCAAGUAUUUGAUUCAAUAUUAACAUUUUCUGGACUUGGAACUUCAGGCGAAACCAUAAAACGUGCAGAAGAUGAACAUGUUCGGAUUGUUCAAUCCAUAAUGGAAAAAUGUAUGAAAAAGGAAUCUUUAUUAAAUGAACUUUAUCUUCAAUUAAUUAAGCAAACUACGGAUCAUCCAGACGCAAACUCAAGAGUAAAUUUAAAAAACUGGGCACUUUUAUCCCUUGUAUGUAGUGUUAUCUUGCCGUCGAUAAAGUCUAUUCGAAAGUACCUGAUUGCUCAUUUAAAAAGAUGCUCAAGUGAUUUUUUGUCUGAAGAGGGUAAAUACGCAAGAUUUGCAGAAAAUGUCAAAUACGGUUCUCCAUCCCUGUAA